This is a messenger RNA of Triticum dicoccoides, 831 nucleotides long. RefSeq lists its product as uncharacterized. The coding region runs from base 103 to 831 and encodes 242 amino acids. The record is from RefSeq and is a predicted model, not a curated record. The transcript is spliced from 4 exons. Lineage: Eukaryota; Viridiplantae; Streptophyta; Magnoliopsida; Poales; Poaceae.
UUCAUCACUUCUAUCUCAACUUCGAAUGAGUGGACAAAUUUUCGGAAUGAACUUGCUCAAGGCAUGUAUAAUAGACAUAGGGCUGCUAGGGCGCAUUGAGAUAUGGACCGUGCGGAUAGCUCGAGCACGUCUCGUGGAAGAGGCAAGAAUAAAAGGAAUUGGUCUUCCGAUGAGGACGAUGAGCUUAUUAAAGCUUUGUAUGAGUUAUCUUUGGACCCGAGGUGGAAAGCUGAUGGUGCCUUCAAGGGUGGAUACCUGGGGAUAUUGGAAAAGCAUCUUGCUGAAAAGUGUCCAGGCCGUGGUAUCACUGCAUCCCCGCACAUUGAAUCAAGAGUGAGGCACUUCAGGAAGAAAUUUGGUGCCGUUGAAGUAAUGCUAUCCAAAAGUGGUUUCACAUGGGAUGGAAGUCGAAAGAUGAUUCAGUGCGAGAAGGCACAAUAUGAAGCUCAUUGUCAGAUUCACAAGGAGGCUAAGGGAUUGUAUGGUGUAUCAUUUCCAUACUUUGAACAAUUGGCUGCUAUCUAUGGCAAAGACAUUGCAACAGGAGAAAGUGCUGAAGGCUUUGGUGAGGCAGUGGGAAACUUGGAGAAGGAAAUUGCUAUGGAGGAAGAAGAAAAUGAGGAAGAGGACAUCAUCUCAACUGGAACAGCUCGACGGUCCAUUGACACUUGCUCUAUUGAUACAACUAGUUCGAAGAGGCAGAAAAAGGAGCCAAGGCCAAAGAGGGCGACAGGACCAAGUGAUCCAUUUGCAGCCAUGCUUCAAGAUGUCAAUAGCCAGCUGAACAACAUGACACAACAUGCUUGCAUUUACUGGGAGCGAGAUUGUUGA